AUGGUCAAAGGCGCCGCCGCAACAGGCCCGGGUGUCUACAGUGCAACGUACAGUGGGAUACCAGUGUACGAGUUCCAAUUCGGAGACGAUUCAAAGGAGCAUGUCAUGCGGAGGCGGCAUGACGAUUGGAUCAAUGCCACACACAUCCUCAAGGCCGCUGGCUUCGACAAGCCCGCCCGCACACGCAUUCUCGAACGAGACGUGCAAAAGGACGUACACGAGAAGAUCCAGGGCGGCUACGGCAAAUACCAAGGUACAUGGAUUCCCCUCGAGGCCGGCGAGGCCCUGGCACAGCGCCACAGCGCCUACGAUCGCCUACGCCCCAUCUUCGAGUAUGUCCCCGGCGACGAGAGCCCGCCCCCCGCGCCCAGGCACGCGACCAAGCCAAAGGCCUUCAAGGCCCGCGCGCCCGCCGCUCCCAAGUGGACGGCCCCCAAACCUCUGCCGCCCGCUGCUGCCAUGAUGCAGCCUGCCGCGCUUACGCCGUCGGGCUCCGUCAUGAUGCACGACGACUACGACAAUGGCGACACCAUGAUGGGCGACGAAGACACACCCGACAAUCUCACCGUCGCCUCGGCCUCGUACAUGGCCGACGAUGACCGCUACGAUAUGGCGCACAUGUCGACGGGCCAUCGGAAACGCAAGCGCGAGGAGCAGAUGCAGGAUCUGACGGAGCAGCAGCACGCCGUCUACGGCGACGAGCUGCUCGACUAUUUUCUCCUCUCUAGAAACGAGCAGCCAGCAGUCAAGCCAGAUCCGCCGCCCAACUUCCAACCCAACUGGCUCAUCGAUGCCGAGAACCACACGGCUCUGCACUGGGCGUCGGCAAUGGGCGACGUCGACGUCAUCAAGCAGCUUAAGCGGUUCAACGCCGCCGUCGCCGUCAAGAACAUACGCGGCGAGACUCCCUUUAUGCGAUCUGUCAACUUCACAAACUGCUACGAGAAGCAGUCCUUCCCCGCCGUCAUGAAGGAGCUCUUUGAGACGGUCGACGCCAGGGACAACGCGGGCUGCACCGUCAUCCAUCACGCCGCCGUCAUGAAGAACGGCCGCGUGUUCAGCCCCUCGUGCUCGCGCUACUACCUCGACAACAUCCUCAACCGGCUGCAGGAAACGCUGGACCCCAGCGCCUUCCAGCAGCUGCUGGACGUGCAGGACAACGACGGCAACACGGCGCUGCACAUGGCGGCGCGGCGCAACGCGCGGAAAUGCAUCCGCGCGUUGCUCGGCCGCAACGCCUCGUCAGACGUAGCCAACCACGAGGGCGUCCGGGCCGAGGACCUCAUCAUGGACCUCAACGCGGCCAAGAAGCAGCGCGGACCCCAGCGCUCGUCGUCGCCGUUUGCGCCCGACUCGCAGCGGCACGCCUCGUUCCGGGACGCCUUUGCGGCGGACAAGGCGCGCAAGCCGCCGCCGCCGGCGACCAUGGCGUUUCAGUCGGCGGCGGCGACAACGGUGCAGACGCGCAUCUCGCCGCUCAUUGCCGAGAAGUUCCAGGACCUGGCCAAGAGCUACGACGACGAGUGGCACGAGAAGCACGUGGCCGAGACGGAGGCGCGGCGCAUCCUCGGCAACACGCAGGCGGAGCUGGCGGCGGCGCGACAGCAGAUUGCCGAGCUGGAGGCGCGCACCGAGCCCGACGACGUGGCGGCCCGGAUCCUCGGCGAGGCAAACCUGGCCAAGCACCAGGUGCUGUCGCUCAUCUCGCACCAGAACCGGCUGCACAUCCAGCAGGCCGUCGACGGCGAGCUCAGCCGCGGCGCAAACGGCGACUCGUCGUCCUCGGGCGGCGCGGACGAACCGUUUGAGGGGCGCCUAGGCCUGGCGCGCCAGCUGCGCCAGAUGCUGGCCGAGCAGCGCCAGGCAGAGGUCGACUACGUCGACGCCCUCAGCAUGGUGGGAGUCGGCGACAAGAUUGAAAAGUACCGCAGGCUACUCAAGCGCUGCCUCGACCCCAAGGACGGCGAGAGCCUCGACACAAACCUCGACAGUCUCAUCGAGAUGAUGGAGGAGGAGCGCGAUAUGCACGACAUGGACGGGCCGACACCAUCGGGGCCGCCCGAGCCCAUGGACUUGGCUCUGCGGGUAUAG
This is a messenger RNA of Hirsutella rhossiliensis, 2091 nucleotides long. Its product is annotated as ankyrin repeats (3 copies) domain-containing protein. The record is from RefSeq and is a predicted model, not a curated record. Lineage: Eukaryota; Fungi; Ascomycota; Sordariomycetes; Hypocreales; Ophiocordycipitaceae. Bases 1 to 2091 code for a protein of 696 amino acids. Gene Ontology annotation, cellular component: SBF transcription complex; MBF transcription complex. The transcript is spliced from 3 exons. Gene Ontology annotation, molecular function: protein binding; transcription regulator activity; DNA binding.